UUCCGCCGGCGUGCGGGCCGGAAUCCGCAGUGGUCUGCGGGUGAUGGAGCGGCGGGCGGGCUGUCGGCUUGGGCCAUGGAUGCUGUUACUGCUGCUGUUCCCGGUGCAGGGCCGCCAGAAGGAGUCAGGCUCAAAAUGGAAAGUAUUUAUUGACCAAAUUAACAGGGCUUUGGAGAAUUAUGAACCCUGUUCAAGUCAAAACUGCAGCUGCUAUCACGGCGUCAUAGAAGAGGACCUCACUCCUUUCCGAGGUGGGAUCUCCAGGAAGAUGAUGGCCGAGGUAGUCAGACGGAAGCUAGGAACCCAUUACCAGAUCAUUAAGAAGAGAUUAUACCGGGAAGAUGACUGCAUGUUUCCCUCCAGGUGUAGUGGUGUCGAACACUUUAUUUUGGAAGUGAUUCGGCGCCUCCCAGACAUGGAAAUGGUAAUCAAUGUACGGGACUAUCCUCAGGUUCCUAAGUGGAUGGAGCCUACCAUCCCUGUCUUCUCCUUCAGUAAGACAUCGGAGUACCAUGAUAUCAUGUAUCCUGCAUGGACAUUUUGGGAAGGGGGACCUGCUGUGUGGCCACUUUAUCCUACAGGUCUUGGACGGUGGGACCUCUUCAGAGAAGAUCUGGUAAGGUCAGCAGCACAGUGGCCAUGGGAAAAGAAAAAUUCUACAGCAUAUUUUCGAGGAUCAAGGACAAGCCCCGAAAGAGAUCCUCUCAUUCUUCUGUCUCGGAAAGAUCCCAAACUGGUUGAUGCAGAAUACACCAAAAACCAGGCCUGGAAAUCUAUGAAAGAUACCUUGGGGAAGCCAGCUGCUAAGGAUGUUCAUCUGAUAGAUCACUGCAAGUACAAGUAUCUGUUUAAUUUUCGAGGUGUAGCUGCAAGUUUCCGGUUCAAACAUCUCUUCUUGUGCGGUUCGCUGGUCUUCCAUGUUGGUGAUGAGUGGGUAGAAUUCUUCUACCCACAGCUAAAGCCAUGGGUUCACUACAUCCCAGUCAAAACAGACCUCUCCAAUGUCCAGGAGCUGUUGCAGUUUGUAAAAGCAAAUGAUGAUAUUGCUCAGGAAAUUGCUAACAGGGGAAGCCAGUUCAUCAAAAACCAUUUGCAGAUGGAUGACAUCACCUGUUACUGGGAGAACCUCUUGACUGAAUACUCCAAAUUCCUGUCCUAUAAUGUAACAAAAAGGAAAGAUUAUUUUCAGAUCAUUCCCAAACUUUUGAAAACUGAACUGUAGUAGUCCUCAGAGGACCGGAAUCCUGACAGUGGAUCUGGGAUGCUCUGUGGUGAAAUACCAUGAGCGUGACACCUGUAUUUUGAACACCUUUGGUCAAACUAAACAUCCAGUUUUCCUUAUCAUGUUAUAUCUGGAGGGACUCUUGAGAAAGAUCUAAAAUGUGUUUAAUGAACAGAAAUGAAACAGCUCAGCUCUUUGAAAUCAUGAAAUAAGGAUUUGGAACGACAUUCUAACUUUCAUUUUCUUAGGAUCAAUCACAGCUUGUGCCUCAGGUCAUCUACAUGUAUCAUCACUGUGAAAUUGACUGGGUCCAGGCCCUUUGUCCUGUUAUUUGGAGCAGACCAUCCAUCCUUUGGUACAGUUCAUAUCUGCAACUCUGAAGUCAUUCUAGGCUUGAUGCCUGUUGCUCUAUUUUAACGUAGAAAUCCUCUGGGGUUUGAAAAGCCCCACAAUGAUCAUUUCCUGAAGCGUCUAAGGACGUAGUGGCUGUGCCAUGCGGCGCUGUUGGAGUUCUCUUUUGUAGAGCCUAACUUCUUCGGCACUCAGGAGGUUUCUCUACUGCUUCAAUUGCAUGAGUAACUUUUGCAGGUGGAUUUCAAGUGCCCAUUUUGUGCCUUCGUGUCCUUUUUAUUCUCUCUCUAAAAGAGAGAGAUAAAGAGAGAAAUUUCUUAAUACAUUUAGGAAGCAGCCUUGGUUAAAACAAAACAAAACAAAACAAUGUCCCUGUAAUACUAGCACUUCUGAAGUAGAGGCAGGAAGAGUUCAUGGCCACCCUCAGCUACAUGAGAGUUCAAGGACAGCCUGGCUACAUGAGAUCCUGCCUUAUAAACUCUAACUCACAUUUUGCACACCUUUGAUUUUGCGUUCUUAAAUUAGUAGCAGCAGGACCAUCUCAAUUUGCAGAGACCAUAAUCUUCAUAUGUGAACACAUCUUAAAGUGAUAAUUUAUAGAGCAUUCAGUUUUCAUUUUUUUACUCCCAUAGGGGAUAUUUUAGUGUAAAUCAUUAUUGGAGUACUUCC
This is a messenger RNA of Peromyscus eremicus (cactus mouse), 2242 nucleotides long. RefSeq names its product protein O-glucosyltransferase 1 (gene Poglut1). NCBI's taxonomy places the organism in Eukaryota, Metazoa, Chordata, Mammalia, Rodentia, Cricetidae. The record is from RefSeq and is a predicted model, not a curated record. The transcript has 11 exons. Gene Ontology annotation, cellular component: endomembrane system. Gene Ontology annotation, biological process: protein O-linked glycosylation; positive regulation of Notch signaling pathway. Gene Ontology annotation, molecular function: UDP-xylosyltransferase activity; UDP-glucosyltransferase activity. Bases 44 to 1222 code for a protein of 392 amino acids.